Messenger RNA from Phaeodactylum tricornutum CCAP 1055/1, 1806 nucleotides. RefSeq lists its product with no specific name. Bases 1 to 1806 code for a protein of 601 amino acids. The record is from RefSeq and is a predicted model, not a curated record. Gene Ontology annotation, biological process: tRNA aminoacylation for protein translation. Lineage: Eukaryota; Bacillariophyta; Bacillariophyceae; Surirellales; Neidiaceae. Gene Ontology annotation, molecular function: ATP binding; aminoacyl-tRNA ligase activity. The transcript has a single exon.
AUGUUCGAGGAAGAGGGUGGAUUGGAAGAUGGCAUGCCAAUUUGUUCGUACUCGGUCGAAGCCGAAGUGCGAAAGAUUUGGCUCGACGAGCCUGGAAUAGGAGUGCGCGAUCUCGCGGACCGUCUAGUCCAGCAAUUUCCACCCGGCACGUUCGGAAUUGCAACAAAACAACGCGUCAGGGCUGCCAAACAAGGGAUCCCGUAUCGGCAGCUGGAAUCCGCACUGCAUGUCGACGCAUCCGAUAUGGACGUGACGUUUGUACAGCAAAAACUGGAGCAGCGGAUAUCCUACAAGGCGGCACGACAAUGGAAUGCGGCCGAUCGAAUAGAAAAAGGACUUACCGCCAUGGGUGUAGAAAUUGACGACUGGAAGCGUACCUGGUGUAUCGUAAGGCGUCCGGACCAAACCAAAAGCGAGGACACAAACGGGUCAGUAUUGUUGACCAAUGACGUCGGCGUCCCGUGCGGCAUGUGCGGGCGUAUGUUCGGAUCGCGGAACCUCGUCUUUCAUCACUUGCGUGAUCCAGCAUCAGGUUGUGGUACGUCAGUUUUUGCAUCCGGUCAAGCGAUUCCGACCCCGCCGAGUGUCAUCAAGAAGGAAGCCAAGCGAAAAACUCGCGUUCGGGGAAGGCGUACCGGCUGUACUGCGCGACACGCCGAAGCAGCGUCGUGCUUGUGGAUUGGCGACUUACCUGUGAUUUGGACCCGCCAGGGUGGCCAGUAUAAGCACGUACGUGCGCUCUUGUUUCGUCACGUACCAACCGGUGUACCGACACCGUGGAUUAAGACAGUUGUACGCAAAAGCUACCGAAAACAAGGAUUCUACAGAGGGUUUGCGAUUGUCGUCUUUCGCGAUGCCGAAGAAGCGACGGUGGUGUUGAACGCCAUGGAAGGUCUAGAAGUUUCAACCGCGUCUGUCUAUCCUGUGGAUACCCUUACUAGCCCAAAAGAUGCUGAUCUCGCUGAUGAACCCAGUUUUCUCCUGAAGGUCCGUAGAGUCGAGCACAAUGAUUUAGCUGAAGCUUUGCAUCCUACAGACUGGCAGAAUGACUCAACACCAGGACUGGAUCCGUCGUUUGAUGAACAACUUAGCCCCUUGGAUUGGGGGGAAUUGGAGCAUCGCAUCAUCCGUCUUAAUGAUAGACGUUCCGAGCCAGCUAAGCCGGUAGGCUCCGAUUCCUGCACAAAACGCCUUCUUUCCCACAACGGGCACGACGAAGUACUAGCCCACGCUGUUGCAUGCUAUGCUCAGUGCGGACCCCGUAAAGAGGUUCGACACCAAGGGCGAUUAAUUCCCGACAAGAUUCGGGACAAUUUGUUGCAAAUUCUUAUUACCCUACGCUGGCCUGCCCAGAACGAGCGGCAAGGUCUUAGUGCAGAGAGAUAUUUGGUACUGCAAACGAAUGUAAGCAAUGAUCUUUACUACAAUCAUUUGCGCAAGGCGUGUCGAGAGCUUAUGGAUUGGGCUGAUGCCGAAUACUACUACAGUGGCAUUGCUGUCACCAAAAACUUUGUCGCGUCACCACACAUUGAUCAUCGCGAUCAAUCAUUCCAGUAUGCCGUUUCACUCGGUGGCUUCACUGUGGGCGGUGAACUAUGUGUAGAGGGUGUUAAUGAUGCUGGAGACGAUUUUGUUAACGUCGUUGACACGCACGACCGCAUUGCUCAAGUUGACGGUCGUCACCCACACUGGGUCAGGACUUGGCAAGGCGAGGGCGAUCGCUACUCACUCAUCUUUUAUGAUACUUCAGAUCGGCGACCUACCCCGAUCAAUUCAAGAGGUGUAUUGACUGACUCGCAGUAUUGA